This is a messenger RNA of Sitodiplosis mosellana (orange wheat blossom midge), 7532 nucleotides long. RefSeq names its product homeotic protein antennapedia (gene Antp). The transcript is spliced from 4 exons. Gene Ontology annotation, cellular component: nucleus. The coding region runs from base 2517 to 3428 and encodes 303 amino acids. NCBI's taxonomy places the organism in Eukaryota, Metazoa, Arthropoda, Insecta, Diptera, Cecidomyiidae. Gene Ontology annotation, molecular function: RNA polymerase II cis-regulatory region sequence-specific DNA binding; DNA-binding transcription factor activity, RNA polymerase II-specific. The record is from RefSeq and is a predicted model, not a curated record. Gene Ontology annotation, biological process: negative regulation of transcription by RNA polymerase II; anterior/posterior pattern specification.
UGUACCGUGCCGAUUUUACUGUCGCUCGUCACCGAAUUUCUCAAUCUUUUUAUAGUGUGGCCAUACAUUCAGUCAGAUUUAUGUAUUCGCUGUGCUUCGUUCGAUCAAAAAAACGUCGUCGCAAAAUGAAACAAUUCGCAAAUGAUUCGCCGAUGAGGUGCACAUGUGAUCUAAGGAAAUAAAGACAAAGAUUAAAAAUAACAAGUGUAAAACAGACAAAUUGAAAAUUAUUUUCGCCUUGAAAUCAAUAACGAAAACCGCGAGUGAAGUUUCACAAAGUUCACAAACAUUAAAUUGCUUUUUAAUCAUUUUGUUUCGCAUAUAUUACGAAAAAUGCACAUAAUUUGACGAAGAGAUUAAUUCAACGUUCAUUGACUUUACUGUUUUUGUUUGCCGAUUUUUCUGCUUAGUUCGAUACGUUUUUUUUUUAUUGGAAAAUUAUUUUCUGAAAGCAAUAACCUUUAAGCGCGAUUAAAUUUUGAAAAAAACGAAAACGACAAAGAAAUCAGUUAUAGCAACUAAAACAUAAAAUUAAAAAAAUCAAAACAAUUUGUAAACUCAAAAGCAAAACUUUUGUAAAUAACAUUUCAAUUUUUUUCCCAUAAUUUCUUCCCGGAAAUGUAAAUAAUAAAGAAAUUCAGUCGAUUAAUCGUAAAUUUAGAAAGUUUUCUCCCCAAAUUCCUUACUUUUAGACUACAAAAAAAAUUGUAUUUAUAUUUUUGAUACUAAAAUUGAUUGAUAAACGAUUGAGUCUAGCGUUUAAGGUUGAUCACAUCGAGGUUUCAAAUCUAAUUAAAAUAAGUAAAGCGAUAAACGAAAAGACAUUGAAUACGACAAAGAAUUUGUUUUCAUCUUCUGAAAAAUUGUUCGAGAAGAUUUCAAGUUGAGUAAAAUUGCGUGUGAAAGACAUUUUAAAUCAUGCUAACGCAUAAAAAUCGAUACGAAAUACGAAUAUUGUGUGAGCGAGAGAACGAAAACCAUGAGAGCAAUGAAACGAUGAUUCACAAGCAGCAGUUGAAAUAAUAGAGCGAAAACAAACACGCAGAAUGUCAGAGAAGAUUAUUCUACCCUCGUUCUCGUACAGCAAUUGAAUCGAAAGAGCGGCAAAAAUACCAAAUUCCCUAUAUAAUAGCGGGCCCGAGUAUAUAAUAAAACCGACAAACCGUAUACAAAAACACGGCAUUGUUGUGCCGAGUCACUCUCUCUCUCUCAUUCUCUCUCUCUUGGUCUCUGCAUUGAAUCCAAAUCAAAUUCAAGAACUUCGAAAAAUACGCAAAAUACAUACAACACACCACAAUCAAGACGAAAAUCAAUAAAAUUAUAAAUAUAUUUCGCCUCUCCAUCGGAGUGUUAUGUGUUUCUUGUAUUGGUCGUUACUCAUGUACCAUCUAAUCAUCGUCAAAGUAAAAGUCGAACACACUUUUGCCACGAUGAAUCCAACACAAUCGCCAUCAAAUCUGACAUUUUGCGCCAUCACAAUGCUUUGAUAACGCAAAAAUCAAUACGCAACGAACAAUAAGAACAAUGCAAAAAGCGUUUUUAAAAUGAUGGAAAGAGCAAUGUUAUAGCAUACAAACGGACAUGGUGUUUUAAAGCUGCUUUCGCCCUCGUGCAAAUUGUGUCAUGUUAAAAUUAUCAAGAGCGUAUAGAAUAGAAGAAAGAAAGAAAAAUCGAACGUAACACUAACACUUACUACAGCGACUGAUAUGCGAUAGCAUUUCAAAUAAAACAUUGCAUACAUUUCGCCGGAAAGACAACGAACAUUGAAACGAAAUUCCAAAAUGGCAUUGACUUGUGAAUUUUCUUUGCGGACAUUUUAUAAUUUAUUGUAACAGAGAGCGUAAUAUUUGAUGAUUUAUGUGCUUGAUAAAUGCUAUUUGUUCAGCGUGUUAAAAGGAAUAUCAAGGAACCAAAAAACGAAAGAGUAAGAAAACAUCUAAGCAGCGCUGGCUCGUUUACACUUGGCUAGCCGUUGGCAUCAAACGAAUUUUUGCGAAUAAUCGAACGAAACUUUUGCGCUUCGACAUCCAUCGAACGACACACGAGAAAAAAAAACACACACUUACCACAUAAAAGAACCAAACAAACUAUUAAUAUUUCAAUGAAUUUUAUUUUGUCCGUCGAAAAGUGAGUCGAACUUGUGCUCUUCCUCCGCAAUCCACACUUGAUGUAAUCGUUUUCGGUGGCGAUAACGCGAUAAAAAUACGUUGCUUAAACAAAACAAAAACAAAAAGUGUCCUUCCUGCAAUCGAUUGCACAAUUUAAACAGAUUUGUUACCAGAAACUAAAGCAACAAAAAGAUUAUCGCCUCCUCACUCAAUAGUGUGACACAUUUAGAUUGAAGCAAAAUUAUCGAUACACAAAACAGAAAGAAAACCCCGUAUGUAAUACGUUAAACGCGUCGUACAAUUAAGACAAGUUGAAGCAUUUUUGAUUGAAUAAAAAGAGCUUUAAAGAGUUGAUUUUCUAUCAUUGUGAAAAGGAUAAACAAUCGAAAAAAAACAUAAACAAACAAAAUGACAAUGAGUACAAAUAAUUGCGAAAGCAUGACUUCAUACUUUUCUAACUCGUACAUGGGUUCAGACAUGCAUGGCCACUAUCCGAAUGGCGACCAUUUGGAUGUGAACCAACAGAUGCAACACUACAGCCAGAAUCCAACUCAGAACAAUAUGCCACCAUAUCCACGGUUUCCACCAUACGAUCGAAUGGGAUACUACAACCAGAGCCUCGAACCAACCGGAUUCUCACGACCGGAAAGCCCGUCAAGCCAAGUUGGCAUGCCACAGCAACCGAACGGCGGCACACAAAUGGCCAACCCAUCUCAGCAACAACAGCAACCGGUCGUUUAUGCCAGCUGCAAAUUGCAAGCGGCCGUUGGUGGCAUCGGCGGCCUCGAAGGUAGCUCACCGCCACUCGAACAAAUGGGACAUCACAUGAAUACUCAAAUGACAAUACCUCAUCACAUGGCACAUGCACAAAGCCAAAUCAACGUUCAUCAAAAUCAGCACAUGGGAAUGUACACACAAACGGGAAAUGUGCCGCCUGUUGGAACGCCACAAAGUAUGAUGCAUCAACAGACUGCACAAAUGCAUCAAGGUCAACAGCAAACACCAUCAAAUAGCCAAAACUCACAAGGAUCGCUACCCUCACCGCUCUACCCAUGGAUGCGAAGUCAGUUUGAACGUAAACGUGGCCGACAAACCUACACGCGAUAUCAGACGCUUGAACUAGAGAAAGAAUUCCAUUUUAAUCGUUACCUGACACGAAGACGACGCAUCGAAAUCGCUCACGCAUUGUGCCUAACCGAACGGCAAAUCAAAAUUUGGUUCCAAAAUCGCCGUAUGAAAUGGAAGAAGGAGAACAAGACAAAAGGCGAACCCGGCUCAGGUGAUGGUGAUGAAAUGACUCCUCCAGCAAGUCCGCAAUAAAAUUUGUAUAUGCAACCAUAUGGAUAGCAUCAGCAUUGAGGCCUGUGCAAGCGCCAAAUGGCAAAUGCAUUUGGAACAGACAACAAAAACAAAACACACAAAAAACAGCAAAAAAACACACGCAGAAAACAACUAACGUAAGUGAUUAGUAGAUUACCAACCCAUUCAUUUUGCCAGCAAAGUGAAGAGAACAAAAAUAUUGAAGAAGAAGAAGUAGGAAGAAUACAAUCGUUCUCGUACGUGAUGCAGUUUGUGUUCGUUUCUUGACUUUGAUAUCUCAUGUAUAAAUCAAUUCUCAGCCCAUUUUGUUUAAUAUUUAAUUAUAGAAAUCAAGAAUCACGUAUGCAAAACACCCCCUUUUUUCCCAUUGAGCUUAACGAAACAAAACGUUUUCAAACAAUAACUUACUUUGUUGCAAUAAUUACCGAAAAUUCAGAUCAUUUUUUUUAUUCAUGCAAUUUCGUCGAGAACGAACGAACGAACACGUAAACUGCAAUCACCUACUCAAAGAUCAAAUGGAUUUAAUUCAAAAAACAACUCAUGUGACCUCAACUUAAGUUUAAAAAAAAACUUUAUUAAAAUUAAUGGACAAACAAAUAACUUUAAACACUUGAUUCUAAUCUAAAGUAAAAGAGAAGAAGAAAAAACAUGAAAAAAUGGAGAAAAAAAUUGCAAAUGAAACAAUAUUAACAGUAAACAAUAAUAUUUAAAUUUAGCGAAGAAAAGAAAAAAAAAUGAAAGAAAAAAGUGAAAACGUAUGUAAUUGUGUAAUUAUUUAAUUGAAUUAUUAUUAAUAUUAUUCUAUGCAUAAAUAUGAAGUACACUCACUACUCGAUUGGUAAAUGCAUCAUGAUUCAUGAAUAUAUAAAUGGCAUUUAAGUGUGGCACAUUUUCGGCAUGAAAUCUCUGACAUCAAACGACCGAUGCAACUCAUUUAUAAUCUCUAUCCCUUUCUCCCGAUUACUUUUUUUUGUGUGUGAAUCAUUGAAUAUGAUAAAAACCAAAAUUUUACCAAGCGUAAUUAAAACAUGUUAGACGAAUAGAGUGAAAUUUCACAUCACGCCACUCGAGACAAGACUCAAGCAAUUUCAUUUUUAUGGAUGAGCUCGACUUGUUUCAUCUUAAUUUUUCGUUUGAAUUUUCUUGCCAAGUAGAGUACCGUUGCAUGCAGUCGACACGCAAACAGAUUGAAUCAGAGAAAACCGAGGCCAGUGAUUCAGUGCAAUCUUAUUUUAUUGUCUUACUUACCUUUUAAUUUCUACUCUCAAUACACUUUUUUGAUUCUCUCUUUUAAACUAAAAAAAAUUUAAAAAUUUGUAUUUUAUGCGUUAAUUGGCACAAUCUGUCGAGGUUCUCAUGCAUGCACCCACACACACAAACACACACAGACACACACACACUAAAUUUAAUGACUCUUUUUUGUGGUUAAACAUUUGUUUGGAAUCAAAAUUUCAAAUGCCACUUGAAAAUGAUAACAAUAACAAACAAAAAGAUACGUAAUUCUAAAAAACGACACACUUCUAAUUUGUAAAUAAAUGAUUCAUCCCUUCGUUUGUCGAGGGGAGGAAACUUUUUUGGAAAAUAUUAUUGUAAUCGCUAUUAAUUUUUUAAAUUAAGAAUCGAUUGGUUUGCAUGUUUAGCAAAUGAUAUUCUUCACAUCUCUCUCUCUCAUUCAUUUUAUAUACAAAUCAAAUGUAUGAAUAAAAUUAAGAUUGUGUAAACAUUUAGUUGAUGGUUGAAACAAAGAAAUACUCUUUUAGCAACAAAAUAGAGAGCAAGCAAAGGGUCAUUUAGAAAUUGGUUCCGCUAAGCAACGACUAUACUUAUAUUUGUUUUGCAUUAGAUUUGACAAUUUUUUGCAAAAAGAACAAGCGACUACUUACCCGGCAAUCAUUUUUGAAUUCGCAUCGAACCCAACCAAAAUAUAGUUUACUUCACUCGAAUGAACAAAAUAAAUAAAAACAAACAAAUGAUUUAAAAAUUGGAUAUGGAGUAUACAGAAAAUUUUAGAGAAACAAGUAACCAGUAGAGAAUUUUUAAAAACUUAGAAACUGAUCUCUUUUGAGCAGUAUCGUCUUUGUUAGUUUCAAAAAAAAAAAACAUUUGAAGGAAAGAAAAAACUAUGUAAAAUGCUUCUUUUCGUGGAUUGAGAAUGAAUAAAAUGAUUUUGAACAAAUGCAUUUAGACAAAAUCUUGCACAAUUUCACCCCGUUGCAAUUAUGUUCCGGUGGGAUUGGCCUUUGGGUUAGUCCAAACAAUGAUCAAAACCGCAUCAAUCACAAAUUCUUUUAUUGCAAACGAAAACAUGUAUGAAUUCACAAACACACACAAAAUUUGCAUUUCGAAUGCUGCACGCAAGCACUAGCCUAAGCUAAUUUUUGAAAUUGAAUCAUGAAAAAAAAAGUUUUUUUUGUUUUUUUCCAACUAGAUUUUUUUUUUCGAAACUAAAGCCCAGUGAUUGAAGUUGUAAACCCAUUGAAAAAUACUCCGUAAAUUCAACUGUUCCAAUUGAUUCGUGUAAAAUAAAGUUCCACCAAAGCUGAAUAAUUGAAGAUUGUUUUAAUGCCCCCGAUUUAAUAAUUUACAUGGAAAAGGAAAGAGAAAACCGUUUGUUCUUCUUCAAAUUCAUUUCAUAAUUGUGACAUUUGUUUCUCCGCUCUGUUUAAUGGCUGUUAAAUGAUGUCACGCAUUACCACCUUCAAAACAUUUUUUUAGUCGAAGGAUGUAUCAUUACAUUCAUUGACGGAAUUGUUGUUGGUGUUGAAAAUAGCCGGAACUCAACAUUCGUUCUUUUUUUUUCUUAAAUAGAGAAAAUGCUGAAGAAACAUUGAUGAAGCGAUUUAUACCAAAGCCAUAUAAUACAAAUAGUUCACUUGUAUAAUAAACAAUUUCUCCUAUUAUUCGUGUCUGUCCAUGAGUGUAAAAUAGAAAUAUAUUUUGUGUACAUACAUCUAGUUUAAUUUAAAACAAUAGAAACAGCUAGCGAAUAAUGUGACGAAUUACUCAUAAAAUACUACAUGCAAUCAUACAAUACAGAAAAAACACAGACACACACACAGUGACACACAGUAAUGUAUCACACCUCAAGACAUAGCCGAUGUAAUAGUUUGUUUUGGAAAAUUUCGUUUCACAAACGUAGACUCACAACGAUGAAUACAUCAAUAAAGAGAGGAAGAGAACAGAACUAGGUGAUGGAUCCCUUUGUUGAAGUGGGAUUUAGCCAGGAGAACAUAAUCAUACGUAAUAGAAUUGACCACAAAAUCCUUAUUAUGGCUGAAACAAAAGAGCGAAACAAAAAUUGAUCAUCAAAAUUUAAUAGCUCUUGAAAAUCGAAAAAUGAAAAUGAAAACCCGAAUAUACGUAAUUUCCCAGUGGCUUCAUCAGAAUAAAAUGCAUCAUUUUUCGUAGAUCGAUGAAUCAAUUUUUGCAAAUUUUUCAGAUUAAAAAGAAAUUAACAUACAAUCAAAAAGAAACCAGUAACUUGUGAUUAUUUUUUGACCUUUGGCAUUUGGAUGGCAAAACAAGAGUAAUAAUUAAUUUAGGCAAAAUCGUCUGAAAAUAGAACCGAAAUGACCACAUUAAAAUCACCCACUUUCAGUUGACAGAUUUGAUUUGUGACAAUUGGCAUUGGUUUUAUUUACACUUUGAACAAGACACACGAAAAAAAACAUACACAAUUACACAGGUUUUUCUUUGUACUCAUCGGUUGCUGCAAUUGGAUAGCAAAUUAAAUACUAUUUAAAAAAAAGAACGUUUAUUUAAAUAAACACGAUGGUUUUUUUUCUCUUCGAUUUUAAAUUUUCUAGUUAAGAAUUAAGAACCACUAAGAACAUGACGAAAAGAAGUGAAAUGCAAAUUAAGAAAAUAUUACAUUAAAAACAAACAAACAACUAUAUAUACAAAAGAUACGUAAGGAAGUAAAUUAUUCUGUAAAAUUAUUGGACAAACAAGUGAAUAAGGCCACAACUACAAGAAUCACCAACACAGACACAUUUCUUUGAUAUAUAUUAUUAUAUAGUAAUAAAGAAUAUUUAUGUUGUAUAAAAAUGAAAAACCCACUACUAAUUAAAAUACAAAUAAAAGAUAUUUGAAUGAAACAAGAAA